Molecule: messenger RNA, 5413 nt
Organism: Perca flavescens (yellow perch)
Lineage: Eukaryota; Metazoa; Chordata; Actinopteri; Perciformes; Percidae
Gene: iffo1b
Product: intermediate filament family orphan 1b
Exons: 9
Coding region: 394-2298 (634 amino acids)
Source: RefSeq, a predicted model, not a curated record
CCUGCCUGCGGUCACAUCUUAUUGCCAGAACUUCAGUGACGCGGUGACACUGGAUUUCUGUGUUAUUCAUUCACGCUCUGCGUCAUUUUCUUCGUUGAAUUACGUUUAUUUUGCAAAACAUCUCUUGCCGAGAGGCGCCGCAUUUUGUAUCCUUGCUCGCAGCCCAUUUGGAGCCGCUUUUUGGAUGUUUUGUUGCGGACGGUUAGAGAGCACUGAUCAUCAGCCGACGUUAAGACCUCUCAGCUUUAAGGAUAAAAUUCUUAUUUAGAAACGGUUAGCUAUAUAAUCAGGUAGAUAGGCUACUGGCGUUUUGUGCACACGUCUUUCUACGCUUAACAGCUUAUUAUUGAUCCGUUUUAUUCUGUUGUAGCAAGACAAUUCCCGUCCGUGUUCAUGCCAGAUCGGCAGCGCUUUAGUUUUCCAUACCAUAGCAUGAAUCCUUUGUUGGGUGCCAACACGCAUCUCCAACAGCAUCAGAGUCAAGCUCCCGGACACCCGGACUCUCCUUCAGCACUCCUGUCAGACGCCGUUUUCGGUGGACCGGACCCGACGUCCUUUAUUCUGGGUGAGCAGCACGGGCAGGGGCCUGAUCAUCCGGGGCCUGACUUCACCGCACCCUCGCAGACCUCACUUUACCUCCACCACAACCACAGUCACUACCAGCACCGCGCAGUGCCACAUCCCCCCGCAGCCAUGGCUCUCAGAAACGACUUGGGAUCCAACAUCAGCGUCCUCAAAACUCUCAAUCUGAGGUUCAGAUGCUUUUUGGCAAAAGUACACGAAUUAGAGCGCAGGAAUAAGAUUUUAGAGAAGCAGUUGCAACAGGCGCUGGAUGACAACAACUGCUGUCAAGGUGGAUGCUGUAAGGGCAGGGGGCACACCCAGGAGGCAGGUGUACAGACCGGAUUUGUCGAGACCAUCCCGCUCAUGCCCGGAUCCCUCCCCUUCCACAACACCAACAACUCAGCCAGGAGGCCUACAACACUGUUCACACCACCACUCACAACAGCAUCCGCAGAAAACUCCAGUUCAACCCAAACAAAUGCCACUUGUAACCCAUCCAUCACCAUCAGCCAGGCCUCUCCCUGUGUGGACUCCCCUGGCUCUGGCUCUAAAAGUUUCUCCAACACCAGCGCAGGCCCGGUGAGCUCCACCACCAACCCCCCUCCACGGUUCCUCCCAGGCACCAUCUGGUCCUACAACCACACCCGCAAGUUUGGCCCCGGUGCGGAGCGUCUGACCAGUCCAGGAGUGUCCUGGGUGCACCCUGACGGAGUCGGGGUCCAGAUUGACACCAUCACCCCUGAGAUAAGAGCCCUGUAUAAUGUGCUGGCCAAAGUGAAGAGGGAGAGAGAUGAGUAUAAACGCAGAUGGGAAGAAGAAUACACUAUGAGGAUGGAUCUGCAACAGAAAAUUGGGGACCUACAAGAGGACCUGCAGGAGAGUGAAGGCUGUCAGGACGAACUGGCACUCAGAGUUCAGCAGCUGAAGGCAGAGCUGGUUCUCUUCAAAGGCCUCAUGAGCAAUAACUUCACAGAUUUGGACAGUAAGAUCCAGGAGAAAGCCAUGAAGGUGGACAUGGACAUCUGCCGCAGGAUUGACAUCACCGCUCGUCUCUGUGACGUAGCUCAGCAGAGGAACUGUGAAGAUGUGAUCCAGAUGUACCAGGUUCCUAACAACCAAUCAUCCCUAAACUGCCGCCGGAAACAUACUCCUCUGUCCUUCAACGGAAGCGAGUGUGACGAACCUGUCAGCACCUCUGAAAGUGACGGGGGCGGGGUCAAAGACGAAGAGCACUGUGGCUCAUCAGCCAAUCAGAUCAAUGAGGAGAUGCAGAGGAUGCUGAACCAACUGCGUGAAUGUGAGUUUGAGGAUGAUUGCGACAGUCUGGCCUGGGAGGAGACUGAAGAGACGCUGCUUCUUUGGGAGGACUUCCCAGGAUGCACUCUGCCUCCUGACCCCACCCACCCACCGGGAGAGGAGGACUGUCUGGAACAGGUGAUUAAUGACACAGAAUGUCUUUUCAAGUCCCGAGAGAAGGAAUACCAAGAGACAAUUGACCAGAUUGAGCUGGACCUGGCCACAGCAAAGAGUGACAUGAACCGACACCUCCACGAGUACAUGGAGAUGUGCUCGAUGAAGAGAGGCCUGGAUGUUCAGAUGGAGACCUGCAGGAGACUCAUCACACAGAGUGGAGACCGGAACUCUUCGGCGCCUGCGUCUGCUGAGGACGGUGACCAGAGAGAAAACGACAGGUAUUCGUCCUCUCCACCUUCCUCCAGUGCUGGGAGAUCUUGACACUUCCUCACUCCGGCAGUAAUAGGGCCUGUGGUCACGUAACCUCCACUGCAUCCAGCUACAGUACCACAGUGACGCAAUACACACCUGUAACUAUGGCAACACCAUGUUUACAUAUGAACCUCUUUUAUUUAUGGAGUCAUAAUGUUAAUUUUUCCUGCUGUCCAUGCAAGUCAACUUUGGUUUGAUGAGACCUUUUAGCACUGAAACUAUGACUGAGUAGCAGAGCUGGAUUGUUGUCAUUACUACUUCAUGCAGACGUCACUGCCCUGCAGAGGGGAGAGGUUGGACCUUGUCAUCUUGUGUUUGACAGCAGUAGUCAAGAAAAUGAAUCUAAUAAUGGAUUGUCCUGUGAAGAUUCAGAAAGUUGAGUAUCCUGAAUUUAUUGUAAGUAAAGGGGCUGAUGUUCUUGCAGUGCAGUGCAGUAUACUACAGGAAAGCAUAGCAUGACUUAUUCAAUCCAAACACAGUAAAAACACUUGAUAACCCAGGUAUCUGAUGCUAAUCAAGCAAAUACAUGUUGUAAGGUUACUUCAUAGAGUCCACUCCACGCAUAUUUACAGUCCUGUAAUUAUCUUCUUUCACUACACAAACAAAAUGCACAGGGAGCAGAAUUAGUCAGUUUGAUAUUGAUAAUGAUGAGUCUUUAAAGCCUAAUAAGAUGUCAUGAUUCAGCAUUGUACUGCCUUACAGCUACAGAUUCAGAGCUUGCUUUUCAGAGGCAAAGCAAACAUGAAGUCAUAAAUAAAUCAUACAUCCGUGCUUUAUUUAGCAAACAUAAAAAUUAUAAGACACCAAACAUUAGCUGUGGAGCAGCAGAGUUGUGUCUCUGAAUACCAACAUCCCUCCUCCCUCUUGGCAACAUGAAUUAAGUAUGAUCUUGAAAACAGUAAAAAAAAAGAAAAAGUUUAUAAUUCACUUAUUUAUUUGCUGCCAAUUGCCUGAAUCCAAACUGGAUUUUAUGGGAGGAAUCCACUUUGAAACAGUGUAUCCAUGUUAUCCAUUGCUGAUAUACUUUGGAUUUCUUGGCACACAGAGAGUCAAAUUAAAUCUAUGAAUAAACAUCUCAUCAUGUCACAACGUUUUAUUAUUUUAACAACGCUUUAACAGGGGGUUGCACUUUGGUGUCAGGCUUAGGAAGAGCACACCACACCACUCUAACAUUGCAACCCUCAUACACAAAUAAAAUCUAUCCUAGAAUAGCCACCGACAUCAAUUUGCCAGUGGGAAUUUUCAAAAAUAACUAACUAGAGCACAGACAAAGUAAUUUACAACAUUUCAUAACAAAGAGAACCCCAUCUGAAAUGCAGACAAAACUGUUAAUGGUGCUUCAUAAGAAACAGCAGAGAAGAAUGUUUGUCAGCGUCAGAGGGAAGCAUGUUUGAGGCAAACGGAUGCUGAUCUGGAGUCAGUGUUGGCUCUUCGUUCUGCUCUCUGCCAAUAAAAGUACUGUGUGAUGAAGUGCACUGACACCCAAGUGUCAUGUAGCUGUUAGUAAUUAGUUUCAUUUUCAGCAGUAAUGCUUAGAUUAGAGUCAGGCCCUGUGUUUUUCGAGCACAGCUGCAUGUUUGAGCAGAAUCACUUUUAAAAGGAGAACAAAAGGAAAUAAUGUAAGUUAGCUGUUGAGUGCCAAAAUAAAAUGGUCAGAUUGUAAAUCAAGAGGUAAUUGCUGUAAAAUAAUAAAACAAUGUCUAAAUAUAGCUGCCAAAGCUAUUUCACCAGGGUGCUUGAUGUAUAAAAUAAACCUGUUUUUGAGCCUGUUUGCACAAAGGAAGAGCAAAGCAAAAAUGUAUAUAAAACAAUCAGCACUAUUGUAAAACAUGAAACAUACAAAUGUUGACACGCUGGAAAAAGAAAACUAUAUUUCUUCUAUUGAUAUUUCCUCAUCUUUUACAUGUUGCAGGUGGGGUACUAGAUUAAUGAAUUUAAACACAAACGCAUACGUCAUUUUAAUAACUUCAUUUGUGUUUUUCAGGGCACUUUCAACCAUGAAAUUUAACUCAGACACACUGCUAAAGUAAAACAUACUGUAUGUUGGCAUACUGCUGGAAAUCAUCACUGUCAGGGGAACGCCCCCCACCCAUCACUGCUCUAUUAUCAGACACCGUUGUCUAAAUAUAGUCCUGGCUGUAGUUUCUUCUGUGUGGUUGUACAAGGUGAAAUAUUUCUUCUGCUUCUACUACGACUCACACUACAACACUUUGUUUCAAUAAUAAUGAUUGUAAGAGGGCAGAUUUGAAGCUUAUGUAAUCUCAUGCAUGUGUGGCCGUUGGAAUUAGCUGAAUGCUAAUCGCAGUGUUUCCACUACUGUUUGAACACAGAAGGAGGAUGUGAGAGAUAAAUUGUGUGAGACAUAAAACACGCCAUUUCCCUUUGUAUAGUUUUACUUUUAUGCACUGAGUGAGUCUCUAUGUAUGCAUGUGCCAGUGUGUAUGUUUUUGGGUGUUAUGUCUGUAUAGCGAGUGUUUUUAAAAAGACUUUUACUGGGGCAAAUGUACAACAUGAAGAAGAAGGAAACAUUACCAGUCCAAUUUGAUAUUGUCUCUAUGUUUAGCAUUUGAGACUAAGCUGUCUUUUUUGACAAUAAUCACCUCAAAAUUGUAAAUAUUUAAAUGAUAAUGGAGUUUUUUCCAUUGGUACUUUUUCUUUAUGAGUGUAUGUGGUUGCCAAACAAAGUCAAUUUAAAAAUAACUCAAGUUAAAAACAAAACAAAGCGGAACUUCUGAAAUGCAAAUGCUUUAGCGAAUUGACUGUAAGAUGGCUUUGAUAUUAUACCGUAUGUGUAAAGGAAAUUUAGCUUUGAAUAUAUAUACCUGUGUUCAAAGAUUGCAAAUGAAGAAUGUCCACAGUCACACACCUGGAAAGAAAAUCUAUUUAGUUUUUUAAUAGAAAUAAUUCCAGUUAAUAAAAAAAUAAAAGAGUUUUUGACACUUCUUAAUGUCUUUACAGAGGAGACAAAAUAUUGAGAUUAAGUUUGUGUCACAAAACAAUUUGAUGAUAAUUCUAAAAGUACUCCAGAUGUGUGACGAUGCAGCUUUAAACACCAAGACAGUAAUUAAGGCUAAGAAGCUUCACUGCAGAGCUACAGUAUGUAAUGUGUCAAGACUGAAAGAAU